AUGUCUACCUUCCCCGUGGUCUACAAAGUGUUGGAUGAACAAGCGAUCGAUGCCGAUGUCUAUUUGCCGUUCGCGGAACAGAAGAGGUCAUCCCCAGCUCCAAUCUUGAUCGAUAUUCAUUGUGGAGUUUUCAUGCCCGGCUCGAGCAAAAUGGUGAACCGAGAUGAGAUAGAGGACUGCUUAUAUCGAGGCUGGGUGGUAGCUGCCCCCAAUCAUCGGCUCUGUCCACAAGUGACUGUCCUUAGAGGGCCAAUGCAAGAUUGCCGUGACCUUUUAGCGUGGAUUCAUAAGGGCGGCCUCGAACAGUCCAUCUCCUUAGAACAUCAACAGCUCCAGCUAGACUUGGAAUAUGUGUUUGCCUUUGGCCCUUCUUCAGGAGGCACACUGGCAUUAAGCUUGGUAGAAUACUUCUACAUAGAUACAGUGGGACCCUAUGAUGCUGACUGCUACAGGGGUGUGGCAUACCUCGACCGGUAA
Messenger RNA from Bipolaris maydis ATCC 48331, 477 nucleotides. Its product is annotated as Alpha/Beta hydrolase protein. Lineage: Eukaryota; Fungi; Ascomycota; Dothideomycetes; Pleosporales; Pleosporaceae. The record is from RefSeq and is a predicted model, not a curated record.